GCGGCCGCGGACACCGAGGCAGGCGCGAGCCAUGGAGGGCAACCGCGACGAGGCGGAGAAAUGCGUGCAGAUCGCUCGCGAGGCCCUGAGCGCCGGCAACCGCGACAAGGCCCAGCGCUUCCUGCAGAAGGCCGAGAAGCUGUACCCGCUGCCGGCCGCGCGCGCAUUAUUGGAAAUAAUUAUGAAAAACGGAAGCACUGCUGGAAAUAGCACGCAUUGCCGAAAACCGCCAGGGAGCAGCGACCAGAGCAAGCCCAGCUUCGGGAAGGAUGGCACUUCCGGUGCUGGUGAAGGCGGGAAAGUCUACACCAAAGACCAAGUCGAAGGCGUGCUCAGCAUAAACAAAUGUAAAAAUUACUACGAAGUCCUCGGAGUUACAAAAGAUGCUGGUGAUGAAGAUUUGAAAAAAGCUUAUAGGAAGCUGGCUUUGAAGUUUCAUCCAGACAAAAACCACGCCCCUGGAGCCACGGAUGCUUUCAAAAAGAUCGGAAAUGCGUACGCCGUUUUAAGCAAUCCAGAGAAACGAAAACAGUAUGACCUUACAGGCAGCGAGGAGGAAGCCUGUAGUCCCCAGAGCAACGGCAGGUUCAACUUCCACCGCGGCUGCGAGGCUGACAUAACUCCGGAAGACCUGUUCAAUAUCUUUUUUGGCGGUGGAUUUCCUUCAGGUAGUGUACAUUCAUUUUCAAAUGGCCGGGCUGCUUACAGCCAUCAACAUCAGCACCGACACAGUGGGCACGAAAGAGAAGAAGAAAGAGGAGAUGGAGGCUUUUCCGUGUUUAUCCAGCUCAUGCCUGUCAUUGUGCUGAUCCUUGUGUCCCUGUUAAGCCAGCUGAUGGUCUCCAAUCCUCCGUAUUCCUUAUACCCCAGGUCUGGACAAACUAUUAAAAUGCAGACGGAGAACCUGGGCGUGGUGUACUACGUCAACAAGGACUUUAAAAGCGAAUAUAAAGGAGCGCUGUUACAGAAGGUAGAAAAGAGUGUGGAAGAGGAUUACGUGACUAACAUCCGGAAUAACUGCUGGAAAGAAAGGCAGCAGAAAACAGAUAUGCAGUAUGCAGCAAAAGUGUACCGUGAUGAACGGCUACGGAGGAAGGCGGACGCCCUGAGCAUGGACAACUGCAAAGAGCUGGAGCGGCUGACCAGCCUGUACAAGGGCGGGUAACCGAGUGCUGCCCGCUCCCUUCCUUGUACUGUCUUUUCUGUAAAUUCCAUGUCGCCAUGAAGCGAAGAAGACUUGAUUAAAGACUAAGCUGAGUAGUUGAUUCCUGAGACCUUGGACUGUUAAUGAUCUACUGGCUCAUUUCAAUAGUAAGAACUGAAAACUAAAUAUUUUAGUAUGCUUCUGCAAUUACUUUCUCUUAAAAUCUUACAUGAUUCCUUCCGAGGUCUGGAGAGGAUUAUCACACCUGUAGCAAUUGCCAGUUUUGUGAGUCUCCAGUAUUCCUUUGCCAUGUAAAUAUUUCUAGGAUGAUUUUGUAUACAUAUGAGCGCUUGCCUUUUAUUUAAAUUACGUUAGUGUUUAGCUCCAUGAGACACUCCGUUCAGGCCGAUGGAAUGGACACAGUCACAUUUCCCAUGAGGUGUUUGGGUGUGUGCAAUUUAAACAAUGAAAAUUUUUUUCAAAAAGAAAAAACAAAACUUUAUGUAAAAUCUUAUAUCAGUGUAGAAGGAAUCGACACUUUUAAUAUUGUUCUUAUAUUUCAGAAUAUAUAAUGAUAUAAACGAA
Messenger RNA from Rattus norvegicus (Norway rat), 1729 nucleotides. RefSeq names its product DnaJ heat shock protein family (Hsp40) member B14 (gene Dnajb14). Gene Ontology annotation, molecular function: Hsp70 protein binding. NCBI's taxonomy places the organism in Eukaryota, Metazoa, Chordata, Mammalia, Rodentia, Muridae. The coding region runs from base 32 to 1165 and encodes 377 amino acids. Gene Ontology annotation, cellular component: endoplasmic reticulum; endoplasmic reticulum membrane. Gene Ontology annotation, biological process: protein folding; protein-containing complex assembly. The transcript is spliced from 8 exons. The record is from RefSeq and is marked validated.